Messenger RNA from Penicillium salamii, 2760 nucleotides. The record is from the annotation of a GenBank genome assembly. Lineage: Eukaryota; Fungi; Ascomycota; Eurotiomycetes; Eurotiales; Aspergillaceae.
AUGGCUUUCGAGUUAUCCGAUGCGCAUGCCAUCCUGCUUGCGACAAAUCUAUGCGCCAGUGGUAGCGCAGCGGACUUGCCUGCCCUACAGGCCCGGUUUCCUCAUUGUUUUCCCUUUGAGCGUCUCCUGCGCAUCAUAUUGACCUUCCUCCCCGAGAGCACAGAGCCCUCUAGCUACACCUCGGUGCUCCAAGAGCUAGAAAAAGGAGCUCCUUUGUCCACAGAACGAGAUAUCGAUACAAGUGUUGUCAAAGACCUGACUGAAACGGUCGCUCGAAAGCGCGUACGGAAGCUUAAUCUCCGACCACUACAACGCCCUGACGAGGAAGCCGAAGUCGCUUCGGCGGAUCCUUUGACACAAUUUCUCAUUCACCGGGCGCACCUGAUUGACUCUGAAACAGCACUACAGCCUUUGGUCCUCGAUCUCCUCCUACCUUUCUAUGAACGUUCCCCGAUCAUUCGAACAUGGCUGAUCUCCAGCCUAUUACCACUGCUUCGACUCAACUACGAACUUUACGCGAAUCGGGAAGAGAAUAUAUCAUUUGAAGUCUUGGAGUCUAUGGAUGAUCAGACCGCGAUCAACAUUCUAUUGUCUUUGAUCAGCGACGAGGAAAACAGCAUGGACUUGGUCAAUAAUUUAAAAGGUCUCAUUGGGCCUUGGCUAUAUGGUGGCAACAGGUCAAAGCGACGGAGACUCAAUGAGGCGGCACAGCAGAACUCAGUCUCAUUUAUCCAAGGCUCAGAGAAACCUCAACCGACCGAAUUGGCAGGGUGGGAACAUGUCAACGAGUGGUUAGUGUCGCGGAGCCUCGUGGACCACGAAAGCGUUGUCAAUGCUUUCAGACACUGGGAUGGACCGUCCGACGUUGAUUUGGGAGGAUAUGACGACCCCGCGAAAAGAUUGGCAGAUGACAAGGCGAGGGAAUUGCAGGUCCGAUAUGGUCAAUCUGGUCUUGCCGUGGUGUAUGCCCAUGCGGAUUCAUCGCCGGCUGUUCUUGACGGGUCAUUCGAAGUGCUGCAAAGGGUUGCGAGGCUUUUGAAUCUUGAAGACAGCUUGUAUCUGAGUACUGGCUCGGAACUACAUUCUGUGCACUAUGACACCGAUCCAGUAUCCUCGACCUCCAGAGCAUCGCUAUUGCAGAACUCUCUUCUGAGACCAGCCAAUCCUCUAACAAAACCUUCACCCUCAUCGAUCUCAUUUCUCAGCGCUCUGCUUACCUCCCUGCGUAUAUUGACCGAACUAGGCCAUCUCGUUCCCUGUCGAGUUGCAGCAAACACCUGCUUGCACAGCACUCAGGAAAUGCAGUUGACCGAGUUGAAAAGUGCCGUGGAGUCUACUGUGAAGCAGUCCCGGUCACCUCAAGACUGGUCAAUGGUCCGGCAAAAAUUACUUUGGCUUCGAGACUGGCAGCCGAUAGAGCCAGAAAACGCAUGGGAUGAGCCUUCUUCGCCUUACCACGGACUUUUCUGGAGAGUCCCGCGGGAGACAGUUGAGACAGAGAUCCUAAAGGCGAUGCUGGCAGCUAAAGAAUAUCAAUUAGCUGUUGAUUUAUACACCAAUUCCCAAUCAGCGCCGCUUGAUUCUACUCAGCUUGAAGCGGCUGUUCAGGAGGCCAUCUUCAUAGCAUAUGACAAUGCAAGCAAUGGUAACAGAACUCGUGGCGGGAUGAAGCGAGCUUAUGACAUUCUGCAAUCAUUCCAACCACACUUCCCCGAGUCCGCAUCACUGAAGCAAAUUCGCGCCCUCAUUGCCGCUACACAUGCCCUCUCAUACUACUCUCUCACCCUCGAACAUGGUGUGCCAUUCCAGCCCGUCAGCAUUCGGGUGCAUCAUGAUCCUAUUCUAUUGAUCGAGAAGGUACUCGAACAAAACCCAAGAAGCUACACCAAAUUGGAUGACCUCCUUUCCAUCGGGCGCAACCUCGUCGCUGCGGGUGUGCCGGCAAAAGCCGCAACUCCUGACGACGAAGACGAGCUCUUUGAUCGUCCAUCAGAGGAACAAGUCACACUUACCUCCGAACGCCGCAUCACCAGCCUGGCAAUCAACUCUGCCCUCUCCUCUGACGACUUUGGCACAGCCUACUCCUACAUCCAAACUCGCCUAUCACCCCCUUCACUUCUCUCAUCCCAAUCCCUGACGCCCACCACGCCAGAUGAUAUUUCCUGGCGAGCCGUCUACAGCGCCGGUCGCUACCGCUCAACAACACCUGUAAACCCACCACCACCCCUAACCACCCAAAUCACCCACCUAUCCCAGCGAAUGGAACUCCUCAGCCUAUCCCUUGUCCUCACCCCAUCACCAGACCCUCUCCCCGAGAUCCUGGGCGCCUGGCGCCGCUGCGACGAAGAACUCUCUUCCCUCCGCGCCCGCGAACAGCAAGAAGAAGACCUCUGGGACCGCAAAGGCGAUACCCUCUCAUCUGUACCAGGCGGUUUCGGACCAUCUGAUUCAGAACGCGACGCAUUCGACACGGAGCAGCAGCGUGCUGCACGGCGCGCCAGGGCCCGUGCUGCCUUGCCGAAUUCUCAUCGCCAUGAGGCGCCUAUGGGUCUCUUCGAUGUUGCACGCGGUGCCGCGAUGGCUAUUCAUAAGAAUGCAUUCCCAUUGCGAGGCAAAGAAGACGUUACUGUGAGUGAUGAACGGCCUCUAUCGCCGGAUAGUGAGGGUCGUGUGAGGAAGAGGGAUAUGGUUAGCAAUAUGGUCACGGGUGGAUUGGUCAGUGGUAUUGGGUGGGUCAUUGGUGCACCUGCCAAUAAGUAG